This is a messenger RNA of Bombus terrestris (buff-tailed bumblebee), 10856 nucleotides long. RefSeq names its product polycomb protein Pcl (gene Pcl). The transcript is spliced from 11 exons. NCBI's taxonomy places the organism in Eukaryota, Metazoa, Arthropoda, Insecta, Hymenoptera, Apidae. Gene Ontology annotation, biological process: regulation of DNA-templated transcription; chromatin organization. The record is from RefSeq and is a predicted model, not a curated record. Gene Ontology annotation, molecular function: DNA binding; chromatin binding. Gene Ontology annotation, cellular component: nucleus. Bases 1558 to 4035 code for a protein of 825 amino acids.
AGAGAUUCGUAUUCCAGUCUUCUGCCGAUUGGACAAUUACAGCUAAUUUUAGAGCGCAUUCAAUAUCCAAUGAUCAGCUAAUAUGUGAAUAACCAAUAGCCAAAAUGUUAUCUAGCUAUUGCGGCGUUUAUACUUUGUACAACUGUUUAAGAUUACAGUGGCAAAAUCGUUAUUUAUACAUAAACGUGAUAUAAGAUUGAUUUACGAAUUCAUACUUUGCAUACAAGUUAAUUACAAGAAGCUAUUGAAAUUAUUAUAUUUCAAAACUUGAUAAAAUCAGAUGCGACAUAUGAAUAUGUUGUUUUUAAAACAAAUCAUUGCAUUUAUUAAUCAUCGUAUUUUAUUUAAUAAUACUUUAAGGUCUGUUUUGGAUUAUUUAAAGUGUAACAAAAUUUAUACAGGUUUAGAGUAUAGAUGACGAGAAUGUUGUGUAUGAAAGAUGUACCACUCUAAUUGUUGAAAGAUUGCAAGAUUUCUAUAUUCUAUAUAUCGUUCCAAUCCCGAAAUCUUCUACAUUUUAAAUAAUUACGGCAAUCCCUCGUAAUUAUCAUAAUAUAACAGAGUCUUUAGCUACGCUGUCAUCAAUUGUUUAUAUUAUACCUGUACCACAAUAGAACGUCCAACUAACGACCAUGGCCGUACAUCAAGAUUUGUAUGCCCUGCGCCAUGCUGUUCAGGAAUUUUCACACGUAUACCAAAACAUGAAUGAUAUGAUACGAUGUAUAAUUUAGAAUUUUUGUUAAUAGUUCGUUUAGUUAUUUUCUUGUGCUUGGAAACAAAGUAGGUUUGGGGAGAUCGUUCCGUAAGAACAUUUGUCGAUCAAACAAACGUACAAAGGUUAUAACUUAAGGCUAUAGUAUUCAUGAAAUACAAUUAUGAAAAGCAGACUCGAAACGUUGACCAACUAUCUCUGAUUCUAUUUGACGAGUUCCGAGAGAGCGGUGUUAUACUUUCUAGGCAAAAGUGUAAAUGUAUGUGUAAAGCGAAGAGAAAUGGGCAUCCCUGUUUCGUUAGACAUCCCUACGGGGAGCACUGGCACCACGGUAGGUUAGUUGAGCAGCGUAGUCUCUAGCAAGUGUUUCCCCGAAUAUGGCGGACGGUGGUUAUUCGAAUUUUCAAGGGACACAAUGAAAGUGCACCGAGUUCGCGGCGGUGAUGCCCGUGUCUAAGGGCGUGUGGUGAUCCUGAGGGUGGCCGACGUAGAUACCCGGGCGCCGCCGUGAUCGUAACGGUCGCAUGCGUGCCGGCGUGUCGCCAUCCUGACUUCACGGGAUAGGGUUUUGCCGCGCCGCGAUUCUGUGUCUGAGAGCGACCGACCGUGGCGGGGCCCCCAUGCUUGUAAAUGGCUGACGGGAAUCGGAAAAUGAGGGCCGAACGUCGCGCGUGAUUCGACGGCCAAGACGCUGAGGUAUACGCGAUACUUUUUUCAUUCUUGUAACGUACUUAUCGCCGCUUGUAAUGGACACGUACAUAAAUGAAUGAUUUGGCGGACGACCAUCUAUUUUGCACAUUUGCGUGGACCAAGCAUUAUGUGUACGUGCAUAAACAGGGUAGAAAAUGUCAGAGCCAGAAGAAAGUCUGGCAGCGCCGGAUAGCACUACGAGGGAACAGAAAUUGGGUUUCUCUCAUGGGGACGAUGUUCUUCUUCAGCACAAAGAUGGAAAAUAUUAUCUUGGAACGGUUGUUGAGGUGGAUUUGGCAAGGGAGAAAUGCCUUGUCAAAUUUAUGGACAACACCUCCGCAUGGUCCUCUGUUAAGGAGUUGACAAAGCUAUCAAUGCCAGAUUCUGAUGUUAUGUGCGUUCUUUGUAAAAAAUCUCAGCCCAAGACUGAUAACGACAUUAUCGUUUGCGACAAAUGUGGUCGUGGUUAUCACCAACUUUGUCAUCAGCCUCAAAUAUUAAAAGAAGAAACUGCAGCCGAGGCGCAUUGGAUGUGUAAAAGAUGUAUAGAUAGUCAACCGCGUGCACGUGAAGUUGUAGAACCGAAAACUUCUAUGGUAAAGGCAAGUAUCAGAAAAGUUUGCAGUGGUAGGGACCAACCUCAGCCGCCACCAGAUGAUAUGACAAAGUUGCCGUACGAUCCCAAUAUGUUAAAUUGGGAUGCGCAUCAUAGAGUAAAUGCGGAACAAAUUUAUUGUUAUUGCGGACUCAAUGGCGAAUGGUAUACGCAAAUGUUGCAAUGUGCUCGUUGCAAGCAAUGGUUUCAUGAAAAAUGUGUCAGUUGCUUAACUUAUCCUUUAUACAGUGGAGAUAGGUUUUAUGUGUUUGUUUGUUCAAUGUGCAAUUAUGGCAAAGAAUUCGUACGGCGAUUGGAAUUGAAAUGGGUAGAUCUGGUGCACCUGAUGUUGUACAAUUUAACUGUUUACAAUGCUAAAAAGUAUUAUGAUUUGGACACUGUUAUUGUACCUUACGCCAAUGAUAACUGGAACACUUUGCAGCUUCCUCCACGGAUCAGGGAUGUCAGUGCUCAAAUACGCAGAGAAUCUAUACUAGCAAUAUUGACAAAUAAUAGGAACAGAUUCAAAUGUGGCAGAGAAAUAAAGAAACGUACUACGAUAUGGGGUCUUAGAGUUAGGUUACCACCACCGUGUCCAAUUGUUAAUCUUCCAGCAACUGGUGUAAUAGAUGAUUCCGUGUUACGUAGAUGCUGGGGUGCUAAUAAAAGACUGCAAUAUCUUCCUCCGCCUACAGGACCGAUAUCAUUACCAGAAAGUACAAAACAAUUAACUGCGUUAAAACAAAGUACAGCAGAAAACUUGGAAAUUCCAGUAAAUCCAUCGGACGUGGUAAUGCGUGGAACAAUUUAUCAGAACUCGGAAGCAGAACAAAGUUCAUGUCCGAGUCCAAGCCCACCGAGUCAAUCGACGCAGUCCCUGAGGGAAAGGUAUAUUGGAGGUGGCUUUGUAAAGAAAUCAUUCCCGUUUCCCAAACUUAGUUUGCAAAGAAGGAGACGUUUAAUGGCAUUAGGAAGUUCUCGCGAAAGAAUGUUACGUAAACACAAGAAAAGAGAAAAGAGCGACGGGGUUUUAAGCAAAGCUCAGGGCGUUCGAGAAGCUAGAUAUAGGAAAGCAAGGAAAUUAUUGAAGAAUGCUAUAGCUAAGAGUAAAUCCCGUAACUCGGAAACAUCUGAUCUACCACCGACACCUCCAACUUCAGUUUCUGGCCCACCUACGCCGCCAGCCACAACUUCGGGUAUAUCUGAACUAUCUGUGCCUAGUUCUGUGGAAUUGAUGCAUCCUUUGCCACCAUCUACGCCUGCGGAUACAAGUGGGGAUGAAACCAGUUCAAGAGGAACAUUGGACUCGUUCAUUCCACCACCCAAAGACUUUGAAGGCAAGAAUAAUCCUUUUAGAAAUCUCAGUGAUUUAUUGGGUACACCUGGCAAUCAUCUCACUCAAACAAAUUCAAGUACCCCGUCACCGUACAAUCAAUGUCCAAUUACAUUACCUCUACCGCUUACUCCUGUUAUAUCUCAACCGCCGGUAGUGCGGCCAGCCAAAAGACAGUUAUCGGAAAAAGACAUUAUUAUAGACAGAAACGGGCAAGUUAAACGUAGACGUCAACAUCGGAGAGGGCGUCCAUCGCAACAGCAGAUACAACAGCAGUAUCAGCAUACUGCCAGUAAAACGGCAACCAUUUUACCAGCACGUAAUAACGAAAUUAAAAGUGAAUUUGCAAGGAAUUUAAGAAGUUCGUUUAACGGUGCCUCGAGCAGUGCUAGUAGUCAAAUUGGAAAUUGUGUCGAUUAUGCCUUAAACGGGAGGAGACUAAGACAACGUCAGAACAAUGACAAAUUGCCGCCUCCAGAUCCACAACCGCAAAAGAAAGGUAGCGUACCUUCAUCCCCAAAGUGUUCGCCUGUUAAACAAAGUGCGCCCGACAUAUCUCUGGAUGAUCUAAAAUCAUCGGUGAACAUAUAUUUUGGAGCAGCUAAUAGAAUCGCUGCUGGUGAAAAGUUUGUCAUCAGAGCAAAGAGGAUAGGACCAAACGGUCAGACUCAAUACCUAAUCGAGUGGGAGGGACUUAAUACUUAACAAUAAAUCAUUUCUUUAUGAUUAUAAAAAUGCAUUGCAAUCGUAUAAAAUUUCCGUUAACGAAUCGAGCAAGAGCGAUGUUACAUGGUUGCUCGAUCAGUUUCAAAUCUCGACGCGUAAAAGAGAUGAUUAGUGACAAAUUGAUGCAAGUCACAUGCACUGCCAUUCGUUACAUAUGUUUAUGUAAUAAGUAUGUAUUAAUUGGUGUACGAUGUGUGACUGUUCUUGCAAAUGUAGAUUUUAUUUCAUUCGAUCAAGAAACUGCGAGUCUUAGAAAGAGAAACAGGUUGCGAACAAUAGUAAAUAUAAAUUCAUUGCUGGACAAUGAAUUUGCUUUGCCAUUUGUAUUUAAAUUAAAAGGCCGAUUUAUGGAUUUGUUUCGUUUCAUAUACCGGAAAAUAUGAAUGUUCUCGUUUUUGUUUAAUUCAAAUUCUACAUUCAAAAUGUACCGUCCAUGAUUACCUUCGAUGCAUAAAAUUCAAUUAACGUUUCUACAUCUAUUUUAAUAUAAAGCGAGGUAAUAGGAGCACGCGUGAGGGAAACAUUUACAAGAACAAUCAGAUACAUUGCUUUAUGAAUUGUAUAUAUUGUAGCAUAGUAGUUUGACAGGAAAAAAGUCGAAGAAUGUAAAGCAAAUGUAAAAGGAGAAAGGAAUCAUUUGCGGCGGGUUUUUCAUUCAUAAGAAAUUGGCCAAUCGCUCGUUUUUAUAAGUUGCGGAGCGUGCACCAUGAUCCCGACGAGAAAAAAAGGAUGCGAAUUGAAAAACUGACAAUUGUUCCUCUCACUUGAGCUAACAUACUAGCGACCGUUAGCAGUUAGUGUGUUUAAAGAGUGAAUGAAAAAUAUGGAGUAAAAAAGAAAAGAAGUAGACAUCCUGCAAAGGUUAUUUUUCGAUACAAUCGUAGAGAUAGACAUCGGCUUCUGUAACUUGAUCUUCUUGAACUGUUACGCCCAUCAUUUACUCAUACGACAAUAUGACUAAAAUCAAAAUCAUAACACACGAUCAUACUGCCACACUGCAGUUUGUCUUCUGCGUGUAUAACUACGUAUAACUAUGGGUUCGACUUGUUGGUAGUAUUUGAUAAUUAUAUAGUGUUUAACACAUAACGGUGCAAUUGUUCGUUGUACGAAUUAUCGUGAGCAAGUUUUAUUCUUUAUAUACGGUUCAAGAUGAUGAAGAUGCAGUUCUAGCAUUGCUCAUUAUUAUACAAGACUAGGGGGAAAGAACUUACCUAUUUCAUAAUAACGUACAAUUUAAGGAGUCGUCGCAUAGCUGAGUACGUAAGUGGUUGGCCAAAGUUAUCUAUGCGAUAGAUAACGUUGUAAAUUUUCUCCAUGCGUUUUCCCGGGUUAGAAAAAAAAAAAAAGAGAAAAAAUCUGAAGACUCGAGACGUAGCGAAUCUUUAUAAAAGUGUUGUUGUUACAGAAAAAAGUUAAAAGAAAGAAAAAAAUGUAGAGCAUGUGAAAGUAUUCGUUCGCAUGUAAUAGAGACACGCGUAGGCAACAUUUUUCCACCAUUGAAGAAGAAGAAGAAGAAGACGAAGACGAAGAAGAAGAAGAAGAAGAAGAAGAAGAAAAGUUUUUGAAGUUUCGUAAGGUGAAUUUAAAAGAAAACGCUGAUACAACCUGGAUUGAUACAAUUAACAGUGAAUAUUCGUACAAAAUCGUUUGUAUCAGGAUUUUUUGUCUCAUUCGUGUUCCGAUCGAUAAACACAGGAUCUGUGGUCAAAGAACUUACUGAUUAGUAGCAUACACGCAUACCUGUAAAGGAGGAUUAAAACGUCGAAUUAAUUUCCAAUUAAGUUCUUGUAUCGAAAGAGCUUACGAAAAGAAAUUCUUAUACGAUUAUUUUUAGUUGUACAAAAUUCGAGUCUAUUUUUAGUUUUUAAUUUGUCCCGGCCGAUUACGACGUUAGGAAGUAACAAUGAAAAACUUGACUAAAGUCGUUCGGUGAUCAGUCUUUCUUCAGACACUAAAGAGGAAUCGAGAGAAAAAGAUCAUGUUUCACUAUAUUUAAUCGAGCGAAUUUACGUUUGUUCGUUCGACGAAUUUCGAUAUUUUGCGUAAAGUAAGAAUCGUAUAAAUUUUCCCUGAACAUCUGCAUACGAAAAAAAUCGCGAGUCAGUCGUGUUUAAACAGAUUUACCUAAGAUAGGUAUUUUUAAGUGCUAUUUAUUUAAUCUACUGUACGUAACGAUCAUCUUUCUUUGCAUUGUAAUUCCUUUAGAGAGGUUUUGUAAAGUCGCGACCGAUUAUCGUUUGUACGAAGCUCGGCAAAGAUGAAUGUUAGCGAUGGCAAUCUUGAAUCAAGUCGAGGUAUAUACGAUUUUCUGUCAAUUACAUACACAUUACAUACACAUUCGUUUUUUAUACGUUUCUAUAUUGCUUUAUCAUCUCCUCUUUUCUUUUCUUUUCUUUUCUUUUCUUUUUCGGUUCUUUUGUAUUGGUUCUUUUUUUCCUCAAAGAGAGACGACAGAGGGAGAGGGAGGGAGGGAGAGAGAAGAGAGAGAGAGAGAGAGAGAGAGAGUUCAUAUCUUUAUUGUCUUGUUCGUGCGUUAGAAAAAUAUGUGUUCAAGUGUGUUCAGACUGUAAUCGUAAUCGUAUUAUACACGCUACAAGAUACAAUUUUCGUAACAAUUUUGUAUAAAGGAUACUCAAAUAGCACGGAUAUCUUAUUUCUAAUUGUAAAACUUUGCGCGAAACGUUAUACUCUCUAAAGGAAGCGUAUAUAUAAGUAUAUGUUGGACGAAGACACUGCCAAACAUCUCUAAGUUAUAAUUUAAUAAACAACGUUAGACAAUACUGCGCUAUGAUACGUCAACUUCUUAAUUAAACGAACGUUGUUGCGUUUAUAGUUUCUUUUGUUCUCCCGUUUCUUUUUUUUCUUCUUUUUUCUCUUUUUUCUUUUUUCUUUUUUUCCUCUUUUCCAAGUUCACCGUCAUGUUCGGGGAACCAGACACGAGCUGAACCUAAAUACAACUUAAGCCGUUCUCGUUUAUCUCACGUUUAUCUCUUUCUUUCCCUUUUUCUUGCUUAGGCUAUUAAAGAGAGAAGAAGACGCAAGUUAUGUAUAUCCGUGGAUUUUUCACACGAAUGAUCCAACUCGUGAUCAAAAUUUCAUUUUCUUUUCUCUAUUCGAUCAACGUCAUCGAAGUAGAUUACUCACGAUCGCUCACGAGAAAACGAUUUAGAAUGGAAGCUUGCAUCGGUGAACAAACAAAUGUUAAUCAAAUUGAUCGAUUUAUUGCGACCGUUGCGUUAUCACGUUGUAUCGUUGCACAAUUUCUUCCUUUGCUCUUUCUCAUUUUGUUAGGUUUGCGCGAUCUAUCUUGUAAGUUUUACGGAAGCGACAGUUUUUCGUACCAGUGUGAUCCGCUACGAUCCGCUACGAUCCGCUACGUUAAAAUCAUCUUAAGUGUGCCAAUACGAGAUCGAAUCGACGAAUGCGAAAAGGAAAAUUUGAAAAAGGAUCGAUCGUCGAAAGUGGUGUCAUCGUUUUAACUGCUUUUGUAGGAUCGAAAGUAUAAUUAGACGAUAUCCAUUGCGAAGCUCGAAAGAAAGCUGUAAUGUCGCCGAACAAAUCAAAUUUUGACACAUAAUCUCCACUUUGACUUUUAUUAGGAAAAAUUGAAUUGAAAAUGAACAAGGGAUUUCGGCAUAAGAAUUCAAAGUUAGUGUCGAAUUUUGUUUAAUUUGAAAAUUAGAUUAAAAUUCGCUCUCGUUUCACGCAUACGUCUAUUUGAUCGGAGAGCUGCGGCACAAGACGAGCGAGCGGUUAGAAGGCGACGAAGCGACAGAAAGAAAACGUCAGAGAACCGCGAUCAAAGUGCAUUUACGUAGAAACAACAAUCAUCGUCUCCUGUAGAAAAAGCAAGCGUUAGCCGCUUCAAGAUGAAUCGAAGAAUCAAGGGAAGAAGGGGGAGCUACUCUGCCGCGAAGCUCCUCUACACGCGACAUAACAAAGAAAAAGACUAUCGAAAGUUGGACUUGCCGUUUCCACGAUGAAGCAACAUAACGGAACGAAGAUGUACUGCCAGUAUCGAUGUAAAUAUAUUCCUUGCUAUCCCCUUUCUCAUACAACAAUUGUCCCACCAUGCCCCGUUUUUUAAUGCAAAUACGCGAGGAAUACUCAUAGCCCUAAUGUACGUAAAGGUUGCGUAAAGGUUUGUCCGCGAUUAUAGAGGCGGGAAACCGUCGCGUCGAGGAGAAACGUGCCUCGUUCCUCUUAUCAUUGGACUCACUUCCGGUGAAUGUAUCCGACGUGUGUCGUUUUCGUGUGCGUGGUUCCGUUAGACACCGCUCUUUCGCCGCAAAAUGUAUUCUUCUAACGCUAGAGAAAAGAGAUUCGAUCGUAUUUACUAAACAGGCGGUCACGAUAAUUUAUUGUUCCAGGCAAGAGAUUAAUUGUUCGAUGAAUGAUUUUUCAAAAAAAUGAUACGAUAUUUCGAGAGUUUCACGUCGUAUAAGAGCAAUUCGAAUAACGUAUCUCGUUUAUUCUUAAAAUUAGGAAAAUAGUUUAUUGUCGACGAAGAAUCGCGGCAUGCGUACAAGCAAGGUGCAUAGAAUUAUCGUGAAAAUAGAAUUUCGGUUCGAAUAACGCAAUUACCAAAUUACUUUAGCUCAAAUAUGAGGUCAAGUGUGACAAAUGGGAGCAUAAUAUUAUUUAUAUCGUGGAUAGACUGCGGACGCACCUUUACAUGCCUUACAGGAAGACAUUUGGAAGACGAGACAAAUCUCUAGUUACGUUCCGUUUACGUAUUUAGUUAUGUUACGAUUAUUAUGUGAUGCGUUAGCUAUAAGUUUGUAUAGUAGAAAAUUCAAUUGCGAUACAUGUAAGGAUUAAAUAGGUCGGCAAUCUUUAUACGUUGCUUCUCUCAUAUUGGUUUUUUCUUUUUUUUUUUUUUUUUUUUUUUUAGGAUAGAAUCCCGUCGUUUGUUCGAUUACAUUAAGGAUCGUCGUAUAAUGGAUCGUCGAUGACCGCCUAUUUAAUAAAUGCAAUAAAACGUUUUUUCUCGACACGCGAGUAACGUUCGGUGAACACGAUGCUUUUUUCUUUGUUCGAUUUCGUAUGCACGCAUCGACAACCAAUCGUUCAAUGAUCGUUCGACGUUCUGUUUCUCUCCGAUGAAAUUAAGAAAUUCGAGUGCUGGUUGCCCGAAUAAUUUGCCUUCGUCGAUAGAUUGAAUCGAAAAGAGAAGAAAAGAAAGAAACGAUACAAGUAACGAUCUUUUCGUGGCGAAGCGUACGAAUUUUACCGUGUGUUUCGCGGUGGAAAGCAAGAUGCGAAAGAAAAUUGUGAUUAAAGAAAAAUUAUUAGCAGCUAAUAUACACUUUGAACCAAGGCUACUUGGGAUGAUCCAUGUAAAUACGCACCGUUUAAAGAAUUUUUGUACGAGAAAAUUGUUCAUAGCUACUGAAUCUGAUUUAUAGCAAACGAUCAUAUAUGAUUUUUUUAUAAAUCGACGUUAAGUAUACAGGAUGCAUACGAGAUAUUCGCUAAAGUAGACAACAAAUUUUCACCAAUUUUAAGGGGGAAUUAAAAGAUUAAGGAUCUUAGAUCUAAAGGACUCUAAAGAUCAAAUUUUGACACCGUACAUUGUGAUUUUAUGUUCCUAAAAUUUAGUUUAAAUUUAAAGCAAUUUUUUUUUCUUUUUCCUUUUUUUUUUUUUUUUUUUUUUUUUUUUUGAAAGAUGUACGGGGUGUAAAUCUUUGAUUCUUUCUUUCAAUUCGGUUCUUCUGAAGCUCUCUUCUGAACGAAUUUUACCCUAAAUUGUACUUUAUAAAUUAUACUUUAUCUAUCUACAACAGUUUACUUGAAAAAAUAACACUUUAUACCGAUAGAAGUCUACUAAUAGAAUAACAAUUUCUAGAAUUUCUAGAAUUUCUUCGAGUCGUACAUUGUAGUCCAUGUAGAUGUAUAAUAUGUAUCCCGAAGAGCACUUUUAUACGGACUGAAACAAAAAUUAAGAAAUAGAACUUAAUUCGCUGGAUACAUCGAACAAUUAUUUCGAUACAAAGUACAAUUAUUUCAGCGAAUAUCCCGUGUUUUUAACCUUCUCGAAUACGAUUAUUUUUGCGUUAAUCAGGUCGUCGUACGUUAAAUAUCUCAAACAACGAAGGCUCGCUCGAAAUAGGUGCCAACGAAUUGCUAAUAAUUUUUCUGCGACAUUCGAUUCCCUUUCUAACUUUCUUUAACGAAUAUUCCGAUUUAUCGCGAAAUUUGCGAUUCGCGAAUAAAAAGAUGAAACGAAAUUCUUGUAUGAUUUUUGCGAAGAGAGAGGACUAUGAGUAAAUGAAUAGGAAAUCAAAGAGACGGAACGAAAGUGUGUAUGUUUGAAUUUAUGUGACGUGCGAUCGUAACCUGUGAGAAGAAUGGGAGAAAAGGGGAAAACGUAAACGAGCGAUCCUCUGACACGUAUUACGGUUUCGUCGGUCGAUCGAUCAAGCGGAAACGGAAUUAGAAAAAUUGAACGUGCGUGACCGGGUUUCUCGAAUUCGAAGAUUCCAUCCUGUGUAUGUAUUUCCGAAGCUUCGAAAGAGAGAAAAUAAUUUUCCGUGUGACGAUCGAAUUGCUUCGUUCGAGGAUUCCUUGAUUACGUUUCUACGUAUAUCUCCAUUCUUCGGGUUACUUUUGUGGUGAGAUUGAUGGAGAGAGAGAGAGAGAGAGAGAGAGAGAGAGAGAGAGAGUGAGAGAGAGAGUGAGAGUGAAAGUUUGUAUAUACACCGUCUGCACUUUGUACGAAUAUCGCGAUCGUCGUUGUUCAGCGAUCUUUUUGUUUACUUUCGUCGUUUAAUAAAGUGAAUUCUUCAUGACCUCUUCAA